UGCGCUUAGAAAAGAAAACGCGCACUGAUUUCUUCUGAAGGAGAGAGAGAGAGAGAGAGAGAGAGAGAGAGAGAGAGAGAGCUCGUGCAGGGAGUGCGUUCAGUGUUCACUUCACCUCCCACAUGUAACGUGGCAGCCAGCGAUGGCAAAGCUCCUCAACAAGUGAAGCGUAUUGUCUUCACUCUUCAGCUCCUCGAAGAAUCACGACAUGAUCGCGGUGAGCGCGGAGAGCCCCGUGGAUCAGUACCGGACGCUGGCGUACGACACCGCGCUCAGUACUUUACUCGCUGUGCUGGUGUACGUGGUGCUGAAGGUGAGCCUGGACGGGAUCCGCCAGUGGCGGGCUCGGAUCUCGGUGCUGAUCGUUGGCUCGGGUCCGAUCGGGCUGACCGCGGCGCUGGUCGCUGUCCGCUCCGGUAAGGUGCUGAAGCUGACGCUGCUGGAUGAGCGCUACCGGAGCGCGCUGCUCUGCAGACCGCAGCAGAUCGCGCUGGACCCGCGCAGCGUGCGCUUCCUCCUGGACCUGGGGGUGGAUUUCGACAACAUGGAAGGCUGCUGGCACAACGAGCACUUCUUCACCAAAAUCGGAGUGUUUCAGGAGUAUUUGCUGAGCAUCCUGGAGCAGAAGAAGCAAAAGGUUGACGUGAAAGUCCGUUUGGGAACAAAGUUUAGUGAAGAGUACCUGAGGAAGAUGUCCAGGGCAGAAUGGCCGCGGGUGAUCGUCGUUGCUGACGGCUCGUGCGGAGACUCCUGCUCUGUGCUGGGCAUCAGCUCUGAUUACAUCGUUGAAUCAUGCCGCGCUUACGGGGCCAAUGCCACUAUAGAGAGACUGGACCAGAGACAGGUUCCUACACCAGAGAUCCGUGCACAUAGUUUGUACUUUGACCUGUCGGCAUAUGGGAUCGACACCGCAAAGGAACCGCGCAACUCCUGCCAGCCUGCAGCCAAACCCGGAUUCCACCUGAAGAUAUACGGAACCUUCCGGAACCGCUGCAUGGCUCUGGCCUGCACUUCAGAAGCAGACUCCAAAAUGAUGCAUUUCUUGCGCCACACAGCCAACUCUUCAAUCAUGAAGAACAUCUUCCACCAGUCGUUCAAUGCGUACAAGACUGACAUUGAGCCUCGUCUGAGUGAACUAACGCUGCACCACAUGCAGUGCAGUCGCAAGCUGUUCGAGAUCAUGCUGUCAUACAGACGUGUCAGCGCUGCUUACAUCGAAGGAGAUAAUGUGGCUGUGACUGUGGAAGGAGAAGCUGCAAGAGUGCUGAACUUUGACACGGGUUGUGGUGUGAACCUGGGCAUGAGAGGCCUGGAGUCACUGGGGAUGUUCAUCUACAGAACCGCCACGGCUCUGGACCAGAACGAUGUGUUCGAGGCGCUCUCGGCCAAAAUCCAGCACUCCAGACACGUGGCAGAGACCUUCAGGAAAAGCGGACUGGCCUCGGCCAUGUUUGAAUGACCCUGCGUAUGUUUGUACGACAGCCAAAGUGUGUGUGUGUGUAUUUUGAGGGAAGUUAUAAACAAAAUUGCUUACAUAUAAUGAUCAAUAUUGAGAUAGUUUGGGAAUGUUCAAUAUUCACUGCACAUUGCAGGCAAGUUUAUGUAUUUGCAUUUAAUUUGUGAAAAAUAAGGUUUAUUGGUGUAAUAUGGAAGCUUGUUUCUGCCAGAGACUAAAAAUUAAAAAGGUAAUUGCGACUUUUUAUUCCACAAUUCUAAUUUUUUUUUUUUUUUUUUUAAAUUUUCCCACAAUUCCCCACAAUUCUAUUUUUUCUCAGAAUUGUGAAUGUAUAUCUCAUAAUUCUAACUUUUUUUUUCCUAUUCAAUUGCGACUUUAUACAUCACAAUUCUGUGAGAUAAAGUCACAAUUACCUUUUUUUUUUAUUCCGUGGUGGAACAUCUUGUUGCGUAUGCAACCUGGUUCCCUGAGAAGGGAAACUUCGGCGCUACCUCUUGGUGUUGACACUAUGGGGAACGCCCUCGGACUGACCGGUGUCUGACCCUGACUAUAGUAAAGGUAAUCUCCGGAGACCCAUUAUGGACAGCAACCUCCAAAACUGUGCCUAAGUGGGCAACAGAUUAGAGGGACGGCAUUUUCCAGACAAUCUACAAUGGCGACUUUAGCCGUCCUGGUUUUCCUUCUCAGAAUGCCUCUGAGUGAUCACCUCCCUGAGGUCUUGCUUCCUCUUCUUUGCAGAACCGCCACUUCUGCCCCCUACUCAUACACAAGCAUGGACAGCCAUGCUGUCUUUCUGACCCUGUCUCCAGGUUUUUCCAGGGGAUGGGACAGAAGGUUUAGAAGAGGAAGUGGAGGGUUCAGGAGGUUAUUCAAACCUUUGCGGGAUGUGCUUCCUGAAGGCAGCUGUCUGCACUCUCACCUCCCUGAAAAUCCUCACCACUGCCUCAACAGAGGUGGCAAAGAGUCCAGAGGGCGAGAUCAGGGUUUGAUUCCUGACAGAUUAAGUCACAAGUGCCUCUCUGUGACCACCAUCGCUGUCAUCGAACGACUGAUGGCCGUGACCGUCUGCUUGGUGGCCCAGAGAGCAAAGUCUGUGUUCUAGAGUAGUUCAGCAGCCGCCUCAGGUGACAAUCCCUGCCCCUAGUCCCUAAGCAGGUUGGCUUGGUAUGCCUGCAACAGCAGCCUGACCCACUGCCACAUAUACCUUACCUACAAUAUGCGAGGUGGUCUGACAUGGCUUUGAUGGAGACCGAAGCCCUCAACGAGGAUAGCUAUUCAGUGCCUCUUCCUCAAGGGCAUCUUCACAUACCCUCCAUGUUUGUAUGUGUGCCCAGUAUGGGUUCUUCCAGGAUCUCUCCACCUCAGUGUGAAGGUCCGGAAGGCUCAUGGGGGAGGGGUGAUCAUGGCCCGCCAGGAAGAGCUCGUCCAAUCGACUGUCAGCGACUUCCCGCUUCUCACAAUCCCAAGUCAAAUUCAACUUAAAUGUGGUGCGAGCCAUUACGUCAAGCAACUUCCCACAUGCGGGGCUGACAGGGGAAGUAGGCUUAGUAAUUUCACUGUCAUGCCCUACUCCCACCACAUCUAGCUCCUCAGAGCUAGACGUCGACAGCAUCAUGCACUCUGCUAGUUCAGAAGAAACUGCAGAGUGGGCUUCCGAAUCCAGCAGAUCACCUGAAAUGGCAAUAUGACAUUGGGAAAUGGACACUCCCCUCCCGAACUCCUCUGCCAGCUGAACGAGGCCGCGUGCCGUAGGACCUGAACCACGGGUUGCAGAUGCUCCUCUUCCCUCGAGAAAAGGGACAAGCGUGAGUGGAACUUCUUCACUGAAAACUUUUCGAAGUGAGCGCAUUCAGCUCCCUCGAGAACUAACACAAAGCUUGUGCAUGUCCUCUGGUGUCAUAAAGCGAGGAGACAGAAGAACACACUUCCUGAAAAUCUUCUUCUCCAUUGCCAUGCGCUACAAACAAAUGUCUCCUGAAGAUAACCAAGCUGAUGACGUGCAACUUGGGUGCCUUUUUAUGUGCACAGGCACUCCGCAUGUGACGUCAUGGACUGCAUGUUUACAGAUGCUCAGGCACCGGUCACUCUGAGGGCGUUCCCCAUAGCGUCAACAACAAGCACAAUGUCAAAGUUCCACUUCGAAAGGGAAACAAGCUCCCAUAAUGUGAUGUAAUAGUAAAAUUGGUACAUUUUUGUUUUGUGAGUGGAUCAAACACCUUGACAAAAUAAGAACUGGAGACCAAUCCUGCCUAGAAUGACCACAGUCCAAAAGAAAACUUCACUAAAGAUAGUAAUCUCAAAAAAUAUUUGGACACUUCUAAAAGUAUAAAAGCCACUGCGUUAGAUAACAAACUCUCACAUUUAGUGCAGUGUUGGACUUAAAGGGAUAGUUCACCCAAAAAUGAAAAUUACCCCAUGAUUUACUCACCCUCAAGCCAUCCUAGGUGUAUAUGACUUUCUUCUUUCAGACGAACAUGAUCUGAGUUAUAUCAAAUAAUGUCCUGGCUCUUCCAAACUUUAUAAUGGCAGUAAAUAAGAGGAUGAAGCCCCAAAAAAGUGCAACCAUCCAUCAUAGAAGAUAACCACACGGCUCCGGGGGUAAAUAAAAGCCUUCUGAAGCAAAGCGAUGCAUUUGUGUAAGAAAAAUAUCCCUAUUUAAAACUAGUGGAACUAGCUUCCGGCAGAUGGCCGUACACACAUCAACUUGCGCCAAAAGAGUAAGCCCUGACGCGAUGUAGGAGUAGUGUAAGCUUAGACGCCUCUCGCGGUUCAAACAAAUAGGGCUGGGCAAAAUCCUCUCACAUUUCUCUUUAAAAUUUCAGAGAUCUAAUUCGUGACCGGUGUUUUGUUUUGCGCUCUCCUCUGUGCUUCCACGUUCGUCAAUACAUCAUGCGUGGGGUCAGAGUUCACUCUUUCGCCAUAAUUCGAUGGUUAUGGCCCUUUGUUGGAUGCUAGUUAUUUUAGUUUUUAAAGUUUUAAAUAUGGAUAUUUUUCUUACACAAAUGCAUCUUUUCGCUUCAGAAGGCCUUUAUUAACCCCGCAGAGCUGUAUGAAUAUCUUUUAUGAUGGAUGGUUGCACUUUUUUGGGCUUCAAAAUAUCAUCCUCUAUUCUCUGCCAUUAUAAAGCUAGGACAUUAUUUAAUAUAACUCCGAUUGUAUUCGUCUUAAAGAAUAAAGUCAUAUACACCUAGGAUGGCUUGAAGGUGAGUAAAUCAUGGGGUAAUUUUUAUUUUUGGGUGAACUCACCCUUUAAUCUCUCUUUAAUCUCCCUUUAAGCUCAUGGGUCACCAACACUGAGCAGAUGAUCUGUACUUGAGGCCAGUUUGAAGAAGUGCAGUCUUUCUCAAAGAACUUCAGUGCCUGUGAGUUUGGACACAUCGGUUCAGUCGAUGAAGCUCGCUGUUGACGUCAAUCAUACUCUUCUACAGGACAGACAUGUUUAUGAUAUCAUUUGCUUCACUAUGAAACAGAUACUAGGCAAAAAUAAGUAGGUACUAGCAGUAGUUUUUAAUGGUGGGACAGUGCCACAAACAGACAGAAUCACUGGAAUGACAUAAAAACACAUUGAUCAACAAUCAAACAAAAGGAAUGACUCGUCAGAUCAGUAGAAACGAAGUGCCUGCCAGAAAUUACAAGCACCACAUUUUACAUUUAGUUCGAUAAGAUUACAUAUAAACUAUUUAUUUUGUAAUAUUUGUUAAUAAAAUAAAGUGUUUGCCUUA
This is a messenger RNA of Ctenopharyngodon idella (grass carp), 5178 nucleotides long. RefSeq lists its product as uncharacterized. The record is from RefSeq and is a predicted model, not a curated record. NCBI's taxonomy places the organism in Eukaryota, Metazoa, Chordata, Actinopteri, Cypriniformes, Xenocyprididae. Bases 209 to 1459 code for a protein of 416 amino acids. The transcript is spliced from 5 exons.